Acanthisitta chloris (rifleman) is the source of this 1590-nucleotide messenger RNA. RefSeq names its product intracisternal A particle-promoted polypeptide (gene IPP). The transcript is spliced from 7 exons. NCBI's taxonomy places the organism in Eukaryota, Metazoa, Chordata, Aves, Passeriformes, Acanthisittidae. Gene Ontology annotation, molecular function: protein binding. The record is from RefSeq and is a predicted model, not a curated record. The annotation marks the transcript as partial.
AUCGGGGAGCACAACGUCCAGGAGCUCAUCGUCGCCGCCGACAUGCUGCAGCUCACCGAGGUGGUGGAGCUCUGCUGCGAGUUCCUCAAGGGGCAGAUCGACCCGCUGAACUGCAUCGGCCUCUUCCAGUUCUCCGAGCAGAUCGCCUGUCACGACCUGAUGGAGUUCACCGAGAGCUACAUCCACGUGCACUUCCUGGAGGUGCAGGGCGGGGAGGAGUUCCUGGCGCUCACCAAGGAGCAGCUCGUGAAGAUCCUGCGGAGCGAGGACCUGAGCAUCGAGGACGAGUACCAGGUUUUCAUGGCGGCGAUGCAAUGGAUCCUGAAGGACGUGGGGAAAAGGAAGAAAUACGUCGUAGAAGUGCUGGAGCCUGUUCGGUUCCCUCUGCUCUCGGCAGAAAGGCUGCUAAAAUACAUAGAAAGUAUUCCAGAUUUCAGUCUCCGGGUGGCCCUGCAAACUCUGUUGAAGGAAUAUUGUGAAGUCUCAAAAUCCCCCAAGGAGAACAGGGUCCGGAGUUUCUUGCAGGCUUCAAAAAGUCGUCCCCGGAGGAAAGCCAGGAAGUACCUCUAUGCAGUAGGUGGGUACACCCGACUGCAAGGAGGACGCUGGAGUGACAGCAGAGCCCUCAGCUGUGUGGAGCGGUUUGACACCUUCAGCCACUACUGGACCACAGUGUCCUCUCUCCACCAGGCCCGGAGUGGGCUGGGAGUGGCUGUGGUGGGAGGAAUGGUCUAUGCCAUUGGAGGUGAGGACAACUCGAUGAUGUUUGACUGUACUGAAUGUUAUGAUCCUGUUACUAAGCAGUGGACCACUGUGGCUUCCAUGAACCAUCCCCGUUGUGGACUGGGAGUGUGCGCAUGCUAUGGUGCUAUCUAUGCUUUGGGAGGUUGGGUCGGAGCAGAGAUUGGUGACACAAUUGAAAGAUUUGAUCCUGAACAAAACAGUUGGGAUGUGGUGGGGAAUAUGGCUAUGCCCCGUUACUGCUUUGGGUGCUGUGAAAUGCAAGGUUUGAUUUAUGUCAUUGGUGGCAUCAGCAGUGAAGAGGCAGAGCUACGUUCUGUUGACGUCUACGACCCAAUAUCUAAACGCUGGUCUGAGCUCCCUCCAAUGAGCACACGAAGAGCAUAUCUUGGUGUAGCUGUUCUCAAUGAUUGUAUCUAUGCUGUGGGAGGCUGGAAUGAAUCUCAGGAGGCACUUGCUAGUGUGGAAAGAUACUCAUUUGAAGAGGAGAAGUGGUCUGAAGUUGCUCCGAUGAAGAUACCAAGGGCUGGUGUCUGUGUUGCGGCUGUGAAUGGACUUCUCUAUGCCUUGGGAGGCCGAGCGCCCAGUCCUGAUUUUGCUGCUCCGGUAACCUCCGACUCUGUUGAAGUCUAUAACCCUCAUAUGGACAGUUGGACUGAAAUUGCCAACAUGAUCACUAGCCGCUGCGAAGGAGGUAUAGCUGUGCUCUGAAACACAAAGAAGACAACUCAUUCAAGGAAUGAGUAAAUCUCUCCUCAGAUUUCUGGUUUCAUUGGCCAGAAACCUCUUUUAACACAGGACCUUCAGUGGAGAAUUAGAUCAGAAGGAUUUUCCUGAGCAGAAGGAAAA